AUGUCUCAACAAGUACCACCAUCACCAUCACAACAUCAAGGUGAAGUGGGCAAUAGUGUUGAACAACAACAACAACAACCCACUUGGCAACAGAUUGCCAACUCAUCAUUGAAACAACCAUCGGCAUCUGCGUCAUUGUUGUCACAACGAUCAUUGACUCAAUCACCAAGGUCAACCAAUGCCAACAACACAUCAUCACUCACAUCAAAGCAAUAUCAAUACACUGCCGACGAUGAUGAACAACAACAACAACCACCACAUGCAUCUGUUGAUGAUACCAACACCACCAAUGUCCAAGAUACAUCAUCAUCCAAUAACAACAAUAAUAACAAUAGUAACAAAGGACUUGGAAAGAGAAAGCAUGCUCCAACAAGAGUACAAGAGGAGCCACUCACUCAACAGCAGUUGCAACAACUUAGACAACAACAGCAACAGCAACAACAGCAACAGCAACAGCAACAGCAGCAACAACCACAGCAACAGCAACAGCAACAAGAUGGAGAGAGGGUAUACCAAUACAAGCGUCUGUCAGCUCCAAGGAAGACACUUCGUGCAAUGAUAGCCAAAGACACCCCGCCACAACAACAACAACCACAACAACCACAAAGACCACAACAGCCUCAACAGCCACAACAACAGCAACAGCAACAGCAACAAUCACAGCAACAACAACAAGAUGUGGACAAACAAAAGUUGAGAGAGUUUUGGAUAUCAUUGAGUGAGGAGGAGCGUGGCGAGUUGGUGCGUCUGGAGAAGGAGUCAUUGUUGAGGAAAAUGAAGGACCAACAGAAACAUACAUGUUCAUGCAGUGUAUGUGGACGUCGUCGGGUGGUCAUCGAGGAGGAGCUAGAGAUGCUCUACGACUCCUACUACGAGAAGAUCAAGUACUACGAGAAGAUGAACGACAAAGUAUCAUACCUGAUCGAUAUGAAGGAGGGCCAACAACAACAACAAGUGUCUCAACAACAACCACAGGCGCAGGCUCAACAACUUCAAAUGAGACAACAGUUGCUACAACAACAGCAACAACAGCAACAACAACAACUUCAACAGUUACAACAGCAACAACAACAACAACAACGACAAACACAGCCACAGCCACAGUCACAGCCACAGCCACAAGCACAGAUUAUCAGACAGUAUAAGACAAAGAAUGGGUCAUCGAGGUACAAGACAACGACAUCUUCUGAGGAGGAGUUCCUUCGAAAUGAGGGCAAGCACUUUAUUGAGUUGAUGGAGAAGUUGGCCGAGCGACGUGUUAGACGUGAGGAGUUGUCCGAGCAGGUCUACGAUCAUCCAAACAUACUUGCCGAAGAGGACUUGCGAAUACAGAUCGAGGAGACUCGUGCCAAUGUCCAAGCUGGCGUCGGCAAGCAUCACAUCAGCAUGAACAUCAAUCUGAAUAAUGGUGGCGUCAAAGGUUUGAUCAAUGGAUCAUUCAUCAGACAACAGAUCAGUCAACAUCAGAGUCAUCAUCAUCAACAUCAUCAACAUCAUCAUCAGCAUCAACAUCACUACACUGAUGGUGUUGACAUUGGAGAAUAUGAAGAUGAUGAGCUGGAUGUCGAUGAGAACGAUCUGGACGAGGAUGAUGAGGACGAAGAGGACGAAGAUGAGAGCGCACUGAAUAGUGAUCGUUAUGAGCUCAAUGAUGAAGAUGACGAAGACUAUGACGACGAAGAAGAUGACGAAGAUGAUGACGAUGACGAAGAUGACGAUGACGACGACGACGAUGAUGAAGACGAUGAUGAAGAUGAUGACGAUGACGAUGAGGAAAGACAGAUGGAGGAGGGAAGGAAGAUGUUCCAUGUCUUUGCCUCAAAGAUGUUCGAGCAAAGAGUACUGGCAGCCUACAAGGAGCGACUGAUACUAGAGAGACAGAGACAUCUACUGGAAGAGGAGGAGCAGAAUGAGAAGAGAGAGAGACAACUACGCGAGCAAAAGGCUAGGAACAAGAAGGAGAAGAUUGAGAAACAGAGAGAGUUGGCCCAGAAGCAACGUGAGGAGAAGGAGAGAAAGUUGAAGCAGAAGGAGGAGGAGGAGAGACUGAAGAAGCUAGAGGACCAGCGCAAGAUGGAAGAGAAGCAACGUGAGAGACAGAAGAAGAAGGAGGAAGAGGCAAAGAAGCGUGAGGAAGAGCGUUUGAGGAUGCAAGAGAAGGUCAAUGAAUCAAAGAGUCAGGAGAAGACUGAGAAGCAAAGGAAAGAGGAGGAGCAGAGGCGUGCAAAGGAGUUGAAGAAGCAGCAACAAAGACUGGAGAGGAACAAGAAGGCAAUGGAGCAAUCUAAGCCAAAGGUGACCGUCAAGAGUCUUUGCAUUCUGCCAGAUACCACCGGCCAGCCUGUGGAGGCAAGCACCGCAACAAUCACCGUACAGCCACCACCACAGCCAGCUACAGUUCAGCAACAUCAAGUCCAAGCUGAGCCACAACCAUUGCCUCAUCUGACACCGACCAAGUCUCAACCUACCUCUACCUUGAGUCCCAAAUCGCCAGACUUCAUACCAAAGAUGCAGAGAUAUGUUGUCCCCAACAACCAUGUCCACAACCCAUCGAUCAAUGAUAACUUCCAACACAACAUACAAUCUGCUUUGAUGGCAGCAACAGAAACAACAUCUCCAUCGUUCGUGGACAAUGACGAUGACAUUGAUUCAAUCCUGCACAAUAUCCACAAGCCCAUUUCCACUCUGGACAUCAAUGACAGAUCCGUCAGCAGCAACAUGUUGAACUCAGCACACAAUGAUCAACAGCACGCCUCUUCCUCAUCAUCUGAUUUCUUCUUCAAGCAGCCGGCACUGUCUAUGGACAACGGCAAUCCAAAGAACACUUCAACGAUGGACUCAUACCUGUCAAGCACCUUGUUCGACUCUCGACACCUCAACGACUACAUCACAUCGGCAUAUGAACAGAACGCUGCAUCGAUGUUUGGACACGGCUAUCCAUUGGGAAUGAACACGUCUCAGACUAUCACGACAACCACGACAAUUACCACCACCACUCCUCAAUCGAUCCCAUCGGUACCAGGUGCGAUUGGCCAACCAAUUGGCGGAAACAGCAAUCAUGGCAGUAGCAGCAGCGGCAGUCACACUCAUUCUUCAUUCUUCUCUGGCGGUCCAUACCUUUCCCAGCACCAACAACAAUCGCCCCAGUCACCUCCAUUGUACAAUGGCUAUCAUGGCAGCAACAUUGUUGGCAACGGCACCAGUAGUAGCACCUUACCACUGGGCAACAUCAACACUUGGGAUCCAUUGAACCAUAACUACAACAGUUACAAUCUGCUUAACUCCAACAACAACAAUGGCAACAAUAGAGUUGGCCAGCUCCCACCAGCGUCAUCAAACAAUGCCUUCCAUAGCAUUGGUGCCAUUGGCGGCGGCUAUGGCUCAAUGUUCUCCACGUCCAACCCACUGGCCAACAACAGCAGCGGCCUUCCAAUACUCUCCAACUCACCCCUGAUGGACUCCAUUGUAGGACCUCAUAGCAAUGGCAAUCAUCACCUCGUUGGUAAUCGUUUUGAACAUCCCUUCUAUACCAUGUAA
Messenger RNA from Acytostelium subglobosum LB1, 3537 nucleotides. RefSeq lists its product as hypothetical. The record is from RefSeq and is a predicted model, not a curated record. Gene Ontology annotation, biological process: transcription initiation at RNA polymerase II promoter. The transcript has 2 exons. Gene Ontology annotation, cellular component: transcription factor TFIIA complex. Lineage: Eukaryota; Evosea; Eumycetozoa; Acytosteliales; Acytosteliaceae. Bases 1 to 3537 code for a protein of 1178 amino acids.